AUGCUCGACUCCAACCAUCUCGACAUUUGGAGCUUAACGAACGGAUUUAAUUGCUACCCGGAUGUUUCAUUCACGCUUAAUAUGAAUUGUUCCAAGAUGCCUGAAGCAAUUGCAGGUGGUAGCCAUCCUCCAGAUCCCAUGAUUAUGACAGAGCUUCCAACCAUUUCCCUUGAAUCUAUGACACCGCCAUCUUGGACAAGUGACAUGGAGAGUCUAAUUAGGAACUGCUACAAUUAUUUUGGGAGUGAGCGCUUACUGCAUGAAGAUACAUAUUCACCCGCUCAACCUAAAGCACCAACAUCUACGAUACCACUCAGUUUUCUGCCUUGUGAGCUUGUUAUUAAUGAAAGAAAAAGUUGGGAUGAUGUAAGCAACAAGGUGACUACUCACUGGGAUUCUUCAGCAGGGUGCAAUAAUCAGGAUUUAUCUGGCUGUGCCAGCUUUAUGGAGAUUUAUAUUUGUUACCACUGUGAAAGGCAGUUUACCAAUAAAGAUGCAAUGCGCAUUCACCAAAAUGCCUGCAGUCACCGUCCAGAUAAUCAAGCUGGUAUGCAAACGCCUCCCCCUCCCUUGCCACCACCUCCUCCUCCUCCCUCCCGCUCCUCCAAGACACUGCCAAUCCAUGGAGGAGACUGUGCACGUCCACUUACCCAUAACCUAACUGACGAUGAUCGCCACAGAAUCAGUAAAGAGAGUUUCUUGAAAUCUUUUCAGUUGGUCCAAAUUCUCAAAGCUGAGAAACUAAAGUCUGAAAAGCUCAAGUCAAGGCGAAAUACAGAUGUUGAUUGUCAAAUAAUUGAUGUUGAACCUCAUGAUUCGGUUCAACAAACUUCACCACGGACCCCAAAGUCGCUCAUUUCUCAAUUAAGUCGGGAGGGAGAACCAGGAGUCCAUCGCAAGCGCCUCUGUUACCCGACCAGUACAGAGGAGAGCGAUGGAGACAGCGGUGACAGUGUUACCAGCAACAACGUGGAGGACAUUGACACGUUUAAAAAGAGUUCAAAAACCAAUUCUCUGCUCUGCAUUGAUAUUUCAUCAUUGCUGGGUUUACGGAUCCAGAAACAUGUCAAAGCAGAAACUACUUUGCAGGCAUUGCCGGACAUUGAACAGUACUGCAAGACACCAGAGAAAAAUGAUGCUUUAGAGAGGUUGCGUACCAGACCGAUUAUGUACCCAAUCACAUUCAGAAACUCUAAAAAGACCAAUACAAAAUUCAGUCAUGAAUACAAGUUUACCAAAGCCCAACAAAAGGAGUUUAUGAAACGUGUGCAAACAGGACUUAACAAGCAAAGCCGUAUGUUGAAACGCACACUAAAGUCAUGUAGCGUACGCCUCCGACGUUUGAAUGAGGAGGAAAUCAAAAAAUGGACAACUCCAAAACGGGAUGCUCGGGUUAAUAUCCAACCUUUAACUCAUGAUCAAAUUCUUCUGUGGACAUCUAAGCGUGAAUAUUUGAAGGACUCCCAAAAUAUCAAUAGCAUGUAUCCUUGGUCUCCACAGAAAUUCCCCUCCAAAUCUUUCCCCACAAAUAGGUCAGCUGGACCUAUGAGACGAUUAGGGUAUCACUAUUACAAAAUGGGAAGUCCUGUACAUAAAAAAGUGCGAAAGCCACCACAUCCAAUGACCAUCUACAAGAGUGUUUACACUAACAAUUCUACCUCGAAAGCUAAGCCACUUGCUGAGAGCCGCCAGUUCAUUCCUUCUGUGAAACAUACUUUGAAUGAUUCGCAUACAUUCAACAUGAGACAUGCACCCGAACUUCCGAGAUAUUUAAAUAAUCGGGUUGCUCCUAAACCGGAUCAGGUGCCUCCACAUUUUGCCAACCCCUACAGUUCGUUGAAUGCUGAACUUCUAUCUUCCCAGUUGCCCCCACCACCACCACUGCCACCCCAGGCAUACAGAAAUCUACCCAACCCUGCCCUGACACCCCAGUUCUUGGUGAGGCACAUGGAGAACAGAAGCAGCAUCUCACCUCCUCCCCUUGUUGUGAUCCCUGUUCUCGGUCCUCCACCAGAUCAGGCUAUUGCCGGUUUAGGAAUGCCCGGUAGCCAUGGAUUGGCUGCUCACAGCAUCUUGCCCAGCCAGGAAGAACCGUUAAAGCUUGUAAAUAAGCCACAAAUUCCUGUUUCUGGGGAAUCAUCGAAUGUUCACGACAAACUGAGUGACGACAAUGUGUCCAUUCAUACCAUUUCUUCUGAUUCAGAAGAUGAGGACAUGUAUGUGACCCGAUGUACGAUUUGCAAACGUGGGCCAUGUGAAUGCUCUCCAACUGAGUGCUUCAGAUUCUUACCUUGUUUGCAGCCAAAACCGGCGCACCAACCCCAACAGUUUCACACAUUCGAUCCAAAUCCUCGCAUCAGUGACCAAAAUGUUGCAAUUGCUACCACCAAUAGCCUAACUUGUGGCAAAACUGUUGGUGAAUCACCAUUGCGUGUGAUUGUGAAUUACAACAAACACAACAGUAACAAUAGUGGAGGUGGUGGCAGCAACAACUUGAGCAACAGCCAUCAUAGCGGCAGCAGCAGCAGCUUAGCCUCUUCUGCAGGUGAGCUUGCAGACAGCAGCCGUUGUCUGUCUAGUCCUGGGGAGCAGCAGAUCAGUCCAAAACAUGUUUAUGCUCCCAUCAUAAAAUCUGUGGGUCACCGGGAGAAGCAUGUAUUGAAGCAAUACCACAUGGCAGGAGGCAACCCUGAAAUGUGUAACUCCAGCCCCUUGAAAGUGAUUAACCGUGUUGAAGCUGCACGAGGAAGCAAACUGUACAAUGAGGAACUAGUGGAGAACCAUGCUGGAUCCUCAAUGUCACACAAGUAUUACAGCAAUCCACAGAGGACUAAGAGUUGGCACAAUGCCUAUAACAGCAACAAAAUCAGAGCACAAAAGGUUGGACAGAGUCCGAACCCGAGUGAGUUAGAUGAUGAUGAUAUUCAAAUUUUAGAAGAGUGUUUUCUUCCUCCCCCACCACUCUAUCUAUCUAUCUAUCUCUCUUCUUUUAUCUCUCCCUGA
Messenger RNA from Acanthosepion pharaonis, 3003 nucleotides. Lineage: Eukaryota; Metazoa; Mollusca; Cephalopoda; Sepiida; Sepiidae. The record is from the annotation of a GenBank genome assembly.